GAUGAGGCCCAGAAGCGCAGCGGAAAAGCAGUUGGCGAGGCUAUGUCGGGCGAGAGUGUUGUGAAAGAGAGCGAUAGCGGCGGCUGCGAGGUCGGGCAUGAUUCGUAUUGGCGUGGGAGCUUGUUCGGUGGUGUGGGCAAGGGCUCCGGCGAUGCGUGCGAUGUUGGGCGUGAAGGCUUCGCUGACUCAACAAACAUUCCUAACGCUGCUGGCAGCAGCGCUGGCAGCAAGGCGGCUGCAGGUUCCUCUUCGCAGACCGCCAAGUCCUCUACCUCCUCUCGUAGUGCUGCUAGCAGCGGCAACGGCGCUGGCAGCAGCAGCAGCGCGUCGAGUAAGGCGUCCGGCAAUGUGAAAGCGGGCGGCGGCAAGCAGAAGGUCAAGCGCAAGAGGAGUUGGACUGAGGGAAUGUCCCAGGAGGAGAUCUUCGAGGUCUACCUCCCCAUCUUGCGGGCCGCCGUUGUCAUGGGGCUGAUAAUGCUGGUCUCUUACGUCGGCCCAAAGGAGUCCCUGUCGGCGGUGGGUUGCGGCAUCGUGUGGCUCUUCACGCCAAGCAAACCAACACCCGCCGCCAGCAGACGUGCUGCCGAGCCCUAUGCCCCCGCGUCAACCUCUUCCUCUAAGGCUUCGAAGCGGGCAGCGCGCCAACAAGAGGGACCGCAGCAACAUAGGCAACAACAGCAAGGGCAGCAGCAGCCGUCCACAGGAGCAGACAACGUCGCGCAGGCUCAGCGUCCACCGAUGUUCUUAACCAGGGCCAUUUCGCCUGUGUUGAGUGCUUGCAGCGCGGUGCUCCGUGCAUGCCUCUGGAUGCUGCCUUCCAGAUCUUCCAAGGAUGAUGCUACUGAUGCGCCGACUUCCGACAAGCCAAGCAAGCAAACCAAGCAGCAACAGUCAACCACGCCAGCAGCCGUUGCCAGCAUUUCCGAGAACCCUUCUGCCGCCACCGAUGCAACAGCAGCUACUACCAAUGCGCCCGCUUCAGCUUCUGCUGCCUCCAGCUCAGCCGGCAAGGCCUCUACCUCGAAGGGCCCAUCUGCGCAGCGUCAGGGUCAGAAGCAGCGGCCUGCCAAGGAUGCUGCCCCCAAGCGCGCGCCUGCCUCCCAACCCGCCAAGCAGCAGCCCGCCAAAGCCGCUCCUGCCACUCGUCGCGGCGGCAACACCGUCUUCGUGCGCCCUGAUUCCGUACUUUCUCCAGCUGCCACCACUGCAGCAGCGCCUUCAUCGCAGGCCGCCCUUGAUGCCAACAGUCCUCGGUCGGCCGCUGCCGCCGCAGUUGCCGCUGCGCUGCCCUUCACCGCUGCACUCGCGCGCAGCACUUCUGCUGACCUGAGGCAGCAGCAGCAGGCGGCGGCCGCCGUAUCUCCUCCGCCUGCUGGCCCAACCUCAAACAGUGACAUCGCGGCCAGCAGCGCACCCGCCACCGCCAGUUCCAUGCUGCGUUGGGCCUUCCCCGCACCCCCACGUGCUGCCUCGCCUAACCCACCAGCCGCAGACCCAACCGACAACGCCACCGCUACUGCUGCUGCGGCGCCAUCUGGUGUAGCAGCAGCCCGCUCCUCUGCGCCCCGGAGCUCCACCACCCCGCAAGUCCCGGCUAAGCGCUCUGUUCCCAUCCCCAUUCCCGUGCCAGUCACGGACAACGACCCCACUACUCCGCCGCUAGUGCCGCCAUCCACCGGUGGUGUGGGACAUUCUUCCGCGCCGCGCCUUCCCCUGCUGGGCCUCAACCCUGCGCUCGCGCAUUUCCUGAAGCAGACCGGUGCUGUCGGCGCUGCUGCUCCCGCCGCCCAACCUCCUCCUCAAGCUGCUGCUACUGCGGCUGUCCCUCCUGCAACAGCACAGCCCGGCAGCGCCACAGCCCAUGCAUCCGCUGCCGCCACUGCCAAUGCUGCACCCGCUCCUCCUCCUCCCACCACCGCUGCCUCCAGCACUGCAUCCGCUGCUUCUGGCGCUCCCAAGGUUGUUCCCGGCGGCCUGUGGGGCGACGUGGCGGGCCGGGAUCCGACCAAGUGCGUGGCGUGCCGCGAGCAGCCGCGCCAGGUGGGCUUCCUGCACGGCAUCAACGUGCACCUCUGCGUGUGCCGUACCUGCGCCGCGGGCUUCCAGGCGGGCGACGCCUGCCCGCUGUGCGGCGAGGUGUCGCAGCGCGUGCUCAACAUCUUCUGAGCGGCGGCGGUAGCUGGGUUGGGCGGCAGCGGGAGCGGUAGUCGUGGUGGAGGGAUGGGGAUGAGUGGGGGUCACCACAGUAGCGACGGGGUCGUUGAUGCUGAAGGUAUGGGACACGGUCUGGCUGGGGUAAACAGCUGUAGGGGGUUGUUACGGGGGGAGUGGUGUAAGGCACCAUCACGUGUUGCUUGUGCAAGGUCUUAGGGCAUGUUCGUGCCAGUGUGUUAACCGAGCAUGCCGGAGCUAAAUCGUUGACAUGGAAGGCAUGUGGAACUGACCACGACUUUUGUGCUUGUGUUGACGAGCGGGGGCCAACAGGGUAAACAUUAUCUGUUGCAAGGCCUGCGUCGGUAUAUGCUGUAUGUUGGCAAUAAUUCGGGGCCAAUUACCGUUGGGCAUACAUUGUUUUUGUGCGUUGUCGGGUGUGCUAUCACGAUACUGCUUGUCUACCGGCAUUGGGCAUGUAGGUUGACCACAGUGUAACU
Molecule: messenger RNA, 2651 nt
Organism: Astrephomene gubernaculifera
Lineage: Eukaryota; Viridiplantae; Chlorophyta; Chlorophyceae; Chlamydomonadales; Astrephomenaceae
Source: the annotation of a GenBank genome assembly